AUGGAAGCCGAGAAACAAAUACAUUCGGCUUUAGGUAGCUUGGUGAGUAUUAAGACUCUUGACAUCUGCAUUGAAUACGGAGAGAAAAUCGAGACAUAUGCGGUUGCGAUGACAAAUUUUAGUGAAAGCAAAAUUGCAAAAUCUUUUAUGACUCUACAGUUUAACGCAAUUGAAGAUUCUGGCGGUUGA
Messenger RNA from Clunio marinus, 189 nucleotides. Lineage: Eukaryota; Metazoa; Arthropoda; Insecta; Diptera; Chironomidae. The record is from the annotation of a GenBank genome assembly.